AUGAGGGAGAAGCUGAGUCUGUAGAUUUAGGGUUUUUUAGAUGCUCUUAGGCUAGUUACAUUGUGAGGUGUUUGAUAGGUAGUAGGUUGUGUGGUUGUUGAAGAGGGAGAGAUCUAUAUUUUCAGGUAAUUUAACCAAAGAAAAUGGUUAUAUCUGAUGAGAACAAGAACAACCCCACCUUGAUUAAACCCAUAAACUUACAAGAAAUGAGUAGCAGAAGGUUUAGGGUGGAGAUUAGGCCCAACCGUGGAGCCGUAAGCAUGAUUAAUCAAAAUUUAGCUCGAGCUCAUCCGUACCCUUGUGUUGUCAACAAGAAAGUCUUGUCAGAAACCCAUGAAAUUUGUGAUAAGUUACCUCCUCAUCCAGCUCAUAGACCAAUCACAAGGAAAUUUGCGGCACAGAUUGUGAGCAAACAACAAAAUUGUCUGGAGAAAACUAAGAAACUCGAUUCAUCAUCUGUUCAAAGCUUCAGAGUCUGGGAAGAUUGUUCAGUAAUAGAUGAGGCACAUAAGGCAGCUACAGACCCCCCAGUUCCAAUGUCCUUGGAACAAACAGAAGCAGUCCCGGAUGAAGAGGAACAAAUGGAAGUUGAAAUGGAAGAUACAUUUGAAGAGCCCGUUAUGGAUAUUGACAGCUGUGACGCCAAGAAUCCACUAGCAGUAGUCGACUAUGUCCACGAUGUCUAUGCCUACUAUAGAAAAAUGGAGAGUUGUAGCGGUGUUUCAACGAGCUACAUGUCACAACAAUCUGACAUCAAUGAGAAGAUGAGGGCAAUACUAAUUGACUGGCUUGUUGAGGUACACCAAAAGUUUGAACUGAGGGACGAGACACUAUUUCUGACUGUUAAUAUUACAGAUCGGUUUUUAGCUCAGCAAGGAGUGGCGCGAAAGAAGCUGCAGUUGGUUGGUUUGGUCACAAUGCUCUUAGCGUGCAAAUAUGAGGAAGUUUUAGUACCUGUUGUGGAUGAUUUGCUUUUCAUUUCAGAUAAGGCCUACACUAGGAAAGAAGUUCUUGAAAAUGAGAGAUUAAUGCUUAAUACAUUACACUUCCACAUGUCAGUUCCAACCCCAUAUGUUUUUAUGAGAAGAUACCUUAAGGCUGCUCAAUCCAACAGGAAGCUUGAGCUUUUAUCUUUCUUCUGGAUGGAGCUCUGCCUUGUGGAGUAUGAGACACUCAAGUUCGCGCCAUCUUUCUUGGCUGCUGUAGCGAUCUACACUGCUCAAUGUACACUCUAUGGGUUUAAGCAAUGGAGUAAAACCUGUGAGUGGCACACACACUAUGCACUU
Camellia sinensis is the source of this 1286-nucleotide messenger RNA. The record is from RefSeq and is a predicted model, not a curated record. Lineage: Eukaryota; Viridiplantae; Streptophyta; Magnoliopsida; Ericales; Theaceae.